AAGAGCCAUGCGAUACAAUUGGCCUCCAGUGGUGACUGAAAUAAAAAGCGAAUAACGUUGAACACUUGAAGGUAACACGUAAUAAAAAGGUAGAAUUCAAAUCUGAAUGUUUCCAGGCAGUUUAAAAAUCGACCGCUAGAUGUACUCAAGUUGCCUAGAGAAGAAACCGAAAAAAAGUUCGAAAAGUUGUAAAUACAUGUUCCUUAAUUUCUGUCUAAUCGAGAUUGUCGUGUAAAAACACAAUCAGCUUAAAAUGGUGUCGUGUAUGAUGAGACAGAGUGACGAAAAACACAUUCUUGGAACUGCGUCAACAGAAAUCCUUUUGUGGUCUUCCAGACGAGAUCUGAUUGCCGUCUCAAACAGCUCUGGUGAGGUUUUUCUGAGAAGGUUGUCAUGGAGCAAAGUUUGGAAGCUUUCUAAAAGAGGUGAUGGUGUCAAAGUCACAGCGAUCGUUUGGAGACCAGACAGUGUGAUACUAGCUGUAGGAUACAGUUCUGGGCAUGUGGUUCUAGUUGACGUUGAAUCUGGAGAAGUAGUACACACAUUCAACCCAUGUGAGGAACCCAUCACAGCUCUUUCCUGGGAAAACUGCAGCACAAGUGUGAAAGAAGAGGCAGACAAUUUUUUGCUGCCAGAACUGCUGCCUCAACCAUUGAAAGUUAACUCUUCAAAGCUAGAUGCUGGGUCAGCACUUGAUGGCGACAAAGGAUUGAAACAUGAAGAAUUACUGAGCAUUUUGUGGAUUGGACUAAAGAAUGGGUUAGUUUACGGAUUCGCCUUUGGACUCUUUCCUUGCUGCCUUCUAAAACUUUCAGAAAUGAGUGGUGGGAGCGAUUCAAUCGGACCUGUACGAAGUGUUUUCCCGAAUGGUGAUCACAGCCAACUGUGUUUACUAGCCGAUGUUCGUGCCGGAUCCUCAGAAGUUUUACUCAUGACUGUGGAAACCCCACUCAUAACUCAUUGUUUGAAAGAGUUGUACGGUCUAGGAUUUCUCUAUCGGCAGAUAACUGGCCUCAUGGACUGCCUAAUCAGUGCUCAGAAAGCUCUACAAGAAGCCUGGGAGGAUGCACUAGUCGACCUCGAAUCGAAAAUGGUUCGCUAUGAAAGCAACGACGGCAAGAGUAGCUUAUCUGUCGACUUGAUGGAGCUCCUGAUGUUUGGCCACGCCGGGAUCAAGCUGGAGAAAUUUCUUGUUACCGAUUUGACUGACAAAGGAUUGAAACGAAUCGGCCAAGCCGUAGAGUUAUCCUAUAGCAACAUGCAGAAACUGCUCAUCAAACACAUCGUGUGUGCCAACUACCAACUGUCGCACUAUUUGACACAACUUUGCGGGCUGGCCAAACAAGAAGAUCGUUUCUCAUGCCUCGGCCUCCAAGUCAAUUCGUGUUUAGCUGCAUACCGGGCGGCCGGCUCUUUUACCGCCAAAACCGCUGAGCUUCAACAGGUGAUCGAUGGUUCUGUCAAGUACCUCAAGACAUUCUUCCGCUGGCUUUACGUUACCAUCUUGCGCCUCUCGGACGAGCCUAUCCCACCCGAGCUUGCCACCAGUACCCAGCAAGAUGUACGGUUUAUCGCCAACUUCCUCGCCAAAGAUUUUGAGACCGAUGGACAAGUACGUCUGGAUCGUAUUGGGCAAUAUUUGAGGAAUGAGCCGUUGACUUUUGUUGCCAGCUCUAAAACUAGACCCUGGGACAUGUUGAUAGAAGCUUGUCCAUCUAUUGCGAAUCUUCAGGACUCGGACUUAUUUCAACCCCGUGCUGAACGCUCUCUUGCUCAAGAGUUCGCCCAUUUGGAACAUCAGGUCAAAGCCAGUUUCGAAGCUAUCCCUUCAGCUGUUGGACAGACUGCGUCGUUGCCGUUUAUCACCGACCUGACGUUAGAUUGUCCUUCGGACAGUCUGGACAAGAUCAGAAUCACAACACGAUCCAUCAACCAACCAAAAGAUCGGUGUAAUCUUCUUGGCUUGACAAAUUCGACCACUCAUUCUUCAGGAUUUUACCUGUUUGAAUUCGCCUCCGAGAAGGAACGUAAGAACUUGACUCGAGCAGCAUUCUUCUCCUUUGGCAAGUGCGACCAUCUACCUCCUGGCGAAUAUAAAAUAGCUGAUCUGCAGUUCUAUAACAACGAGAUUAUGUCAGUUUUGCUUUCGAUCGAACGCAGCACGAAUAGCAUCUUCGUACAACUCAGUCUAUGUCUGUUACGCGAACAUUUGGCUCCCGUUGUGUCACGGCGAGGACCUUUUAACUCGUCCUUCCAUUCAGACGUUUUCGUUUCAUCAGUUCUCAGCCAAGGCAAUCUUCGAUCAGUGGAUGUCAAUACCUUUAUUGAAGCAAGCUCGUUUCGUGUCUUAAACGACUUUCAGGCUACUACCCUCGGUCUAUCGUCCAGUCGAAAGGUUGCCGCUAUCUUUUCUUCGUCAAAAAGGAAGGUUCGCAUAUUUGACAUGGAAGUUGAAGAGGAAGAAGACGUCGAAGACGAGGAUCAGGACAUUGAGGAUGUUUCAGACUUAUCGCACGAUAUAUCAAAAGAUGGAGGAAAUCAAAAGGAUAUCAGCGACGUGGAUAUGGCCGUCUCUCCCUGAUGGACUAUUAGGACCAAACAUCUUGCUGACAGUUCAUCAGAUGAAAUCGUCCAUGUGUUCGUGAUGCCUCUCUCGAGAUAGGAGUUUUAGUUCCACUCCAUCGAGAGUUAAAGCAUCUUGAAGUUGAAUUUCCACGUUGUAAGCGUUUGCCUAUAAUUGUUAAUAAAAUUGCAUAUCAAAACGAAA
Daphnia pulex (common water flea) is the source of this 2767-nucleotide messenger RNA. RefSeq names its product anaphase-promoting complex subunit 4-like (gene APC4). The record is from RefSeq and is a predicted model, not a curated record. Gene Ontology annotation, molecular function: protein binding. Gene Ontology annotation, biological process: protein K11-linked ubiquitination; positive regulation of mitotic metaphase/anaphase transition; anaphase-promoting complex-dependent catabolic process. The coding region runs from base 254 to 2581 and encodes 775 amino acids. The transcript has 3 exons. Gene Ontology annotation, cellular component: anaphase-promoting complex; nuclear periphery. Lineage: Eukaryota; Metazoa; Arthropoda; Branchiopoda; Diplostraca; Daphniidae.